UUUGUGGUAUUAAUUUGUGCAGUAUGUUUGGAUGGAACAAUACCUGGCUACCACUUGCAUCGCGGGUUCGGUACAGGCGCAAACAGUUGGCUCGUUCAGCUAGAGGGUGGAGGGUGGUGCAAUAAUCUUAAAUCAUGUAUUUACCGAAAAACAACGCACCGUGGAUCUUCGACUUAUUUCGAGAAACAAUAUCCAUUCACCGGGAUACUUAGCAACAGAGCUGAAGAAAAUCCAGAUUUUUUUAACUGGAAUAGAGUAAAGAUACGCUACUGUGACGGGGCUUCCUUUGCUGGUGACAGUGAAGAUAAGGCUUCAGGAUUGCAGUUUAGGGGGCAACGCAUAUGGCUAGCUUCAAUGGAAGAUCUAAUGUCAAAGGGAAUGCACAGUGCAAACCAAGCCCUUCUCUCCGGUUGCUCUGCCGGUGGUUUAGCUUCUAUACUACAUUGUGACGAGUUUCGUACUUUAUUUCCUCUAAGUACUAAAGUCAAGUGCCUUAGCGACGCCGGAUUAUUCAUGGACGCUAACUUUGUAACAUAUCAUUUCGUAUUUAUUUUACAGGGUGUGAAGAAAAACCUGCCAACCACUUGCACCGAUCGCCUCGACCCAACUUCAUGCUUCUUCCCUCAGAAUUUAAUCGCCAAUAUUAAAACCCCUCUCUUUCUUCUCAACGCGGCCUAUGAUGCAUGGCAGGUCCAAGCAAGUUUGGCUCCUCCAACUGCCGAUCCGCAUGGUAAUUGGCACGAUUGUAAAUUGAAUAACGAACGAUGCUCAGCUACACAAAUCCAAUUUCUACAAGGUUUUAGGAAUGAAAUGCUGAAUGCAGUAAAAGGGUUUGGAACCUCGAAACAAAACGGGUUGUUUAUAAAUUCUUGUUUUGCUCAUUGCCAGUCGGAGAGGCAAGAUACGUGGUUUGCCGAUGAUUCUCCCAUUAUUAAUAACAAGCCGGUGGCAAUUGCAGUCGGAGAUUGGUAUUUCGAUCGAGCGAGCGUCAAAGCUAUCGACUGCGCGUAUCCGUGCGACACAACGUGUCACAACCUGGUAUUCAAACGAACCAUAGGAUAGUUUUUGCCCCCUUCUAUGAUUAAUUAACACCAAAAUUAUUGAAUUAUAAUAUUAUAUUGGUUUUUCUUACAUUAGACAAAGUAAUAUUGAAGGCAAUAAAAUCUUAAUUGCCUUGACAAUUCAUGAAAGUCUUGAUGAACAAUAAUAUCAUAAAACCAUUCAAGGAAAAUGAGUUUAUUUUAUUAUGCUUUUUUUUUUUUGA
Molecule: messenger RNA, 1264 nt
Organism: Erythranthe guttata (spotted monkey flower)
Lineage: Eukaryota; Viridiplantae; Streptophyta; Magnoliopsida; Lamiales; Phrymaceae
Source: RefSeq, a predicted model, not a curated record